AUGAGACCUUUACAAAUAUUCGCUGGCCUGGCCGGCCUCUUGAGUAUCUUGAAGCCCAUCCAGGCUUCUACGGUGGUCGACCCAAAGAUCGCCGCCAAAGCUGCCAUCGAUGCCAUGAAUAACGCCUUCUACAACCCUUCCGAAGGCCGCUGGUCUCCCGAAAUUGCCUGGUGGAUCUCUGGAACCGCCCUUCAGGCCGUUCUGGACUACAUGCAUGUUACCGGCUCGCGGGACUAUCUCGACCAAGCGCGGUACAUCGUCGACAAGCAAAAGGCGCCCGUGCCCGGCUGGCCCCAAGGCGGCGGCAACUUCAGGGCGGACUCUACUGACGACACGGCCUGGUGGGCGUUGGCGAUGCUUCGUAUGUUCGACCUUACCGGUGACAAGCAAUACCUGGAGGUUGCGAAGCAGGAUGAGCAGUAUAUUUGGCAGUACUGGACGGACACGGAGUGCGGCGGAGGGAUCUACGUGGACAUCAAGGCAUUAACGUACAAGAACGCUAUUGCCAACGCCUUGUACAUCAAGUUGGCCGCGGGAUUGCAUCUUCGCACGGGCGAUUCUCGAUAUCUGACCAGGGCGCUCAAGACACGCCAGUGGUUUGAGGAAUCGGGCAUGAUCAACGCAGAGGGGUUGGCCAACGACGGGUUGACAAAUGAUAAGGCAAACCAAGUGUGCUUCAACAACGAGGGACCGACGUGGUCAUACCUCCAGGGAACGCUAAUCGGCGGUUUAGUCGAACUCUCCCGCACAACCCCCAACGAAGCCUACGUCCGCUCCGCCGUAACCCUCGCCAACGCCGUCAUUUCCUCGCCCAAACUCACCCCCCAAUCCACCUGGGUCCUGACCGACUACGCCUGCGAGGGCACCGCCGCGGGCUGCAACUUCGACCAGCAGAGCUUCAAGGGUAUCUUUGCUCGUAACCUCGGCGAGCUGGACGUGUUGCUCAGGGAAAGGCCAUAUCGCGCAUAUUUGGAGCACAACGCAAACUCGGCAUACCAGACGGCACGGAACCCAGCAAAUGGUUCUUACGGUACCAGCUGGGCGGGACCAUAUGAUGGAAGCAAUUUGGCGAAGCAGCAGUCGGCGGCGAGCUUGUGGGUUGCGGUGCUUCAGGAUCAAGGAACGGCUUGA
This is a messenger RNA of Sordaria macrospora k-hell, 1131 nucleotides long. RefSeq lists its product as uncharacterized. Gene Ontology annotation, biological process: carbohydrate metabolic process. The record is from RefSeq and is a predicted model, not a curated record. Lineage: Eukaryota; Fungi; Ascomycota; Sordariomycetes; Sordariales; Sordariaceae.